AUGUCUCUGAUAUUAGCGGUUACUGAAAGGCCUAUUGCCAAAAUCUGCAUUCCCAAUAGAGUUGCUAAUUCCAUUCUUCCAUGCCGUAAGGCUUUACUAACCAAAACUACCAAAGCUUAUGAGCAUGUACGGACCAAUACAUUUGAACAUAUGAUGUCAAGGAGAGAGAGGGGAUUGGCUGCCGCCGAUGCUGGUGGCUCUGUUGAUCAUUGUGGAGCUAAGGGGAUGACUUCUAUGAUAUCAACGGAUGUGAUCAAUCAGCUCAAUAUUUUCAUCUGCGUGUUGGCAAUCAUGCAGAUCGUGUACAGUGUUGCAACAAUGGCUUUGGGAAGGGCUAAGAUGCGGCGGUGGAAAACAUGGGAGAAAGAAACCCAAACAGUCGAGUAUUUGGCUUCAAAUGAUCCCCAACGUUUUAGAUACACUAAGCAAACAACAUUUGGACGGCGACAUAUUAGCACUUGCACAACAACAUCAACUCAGCUCUGGAUUCAAUGUUUCUUUCGGCAGUUUUUCAAUUCGGUUGCCAAAAUAGACUACCUGACUUUGCGCCAUGGCUUCAUAUCGGCUCAUCUAUCAACAAACAACUCCUUCAAUUUUCAGAAGUACAUACAGAAAUCCUUGGAAGAUGACUUCAAAGCAGUAGUUGGCAUAAGCCCUUUCAUGUGGUUUCUGUUGGUCAUCUUCCUACUUGUUGAUGUGCAUGGUUGGAACGUAUAUCUCUGGGUCUCCUUUCUCCCAUUGAUUACAGUGCUAGUUAUUGGGACCAAACUUGAAGUCAUUGUGGCCAAAAUGGCUCUACAACUCAAAGAGCAGAACAAUGUAAUAAAAGGAGCCCCCUUGGUGCAUCCAAAUGACGAUCUUUUCUGGUUUAGUCACCCCCAAUUUGUGUUGACUCUUCUACAUUUGACACUUUUCAUGAAUGCAUUCGAGAUUGCAUUCUUCGUUUGGGUCUCGUUACAAUUCGGUAUAAAAUCAUGCUACCAUGAACACAUAGAGAUUGUUGUGACCCGGGUGGUAUUGGCGGUGCUGGUUCAAGUCCUUUGCAGUUACAUUACUCUUCCCCUCUAUGCUCUUGUAACCCAGAUGGGUUCAUAUUUUAAGAGUGCAGUGCUAGAAGAGGAAACAGUGCAUGUCAUAAAGCAAUGGCAUGCCGAAGUGAGGGAGAAAAGGAAGAAACAACCAUGUUCACAUUCUCCUAGUCCUCGUGAUCAUUCAUCACCAACAUGGAGCAACUGCAGAACCACCUCCCCGGAUCCAUCUUCUCAUCACCGGAGCCCCACCCUGGUGGAGUUUGCCUCUCGUGGUGGUGCUGAGAUUACUGAAGACCAUCAAGAACAAGUAGUUGUUCGGGAUGAAACAGUUCCAGAUGAUGUUUCAACAACUGAGGUGCAGUUACAGAUGCCAGACAUGAGUAAAAAACAAAACUUAAAAGUAGGACGCAUAAGAUAGUUAGAAUCAGUUACAUAUACAUUAGUUUUUCUUAACCAUUUUGUAUUAUCAUUGACAUGC
Ilex paraguariensis (yerba mate) is the source of this 1509-nucleotide messenger RNA. The record is from the annotation of a GenBank genome assembly. NCBI's taxonomy places the organism in Eukaryota, Viridiplantae, Streptophyta, Magnoliopsida, Aquifoliales, Aquifoliaceae.